AUGGCUUUAGCGCCAGUCAUUAUGGCGCAUGGUGAUGAGAUGGAUAUGGAUAUGGAUAUGGAGGGUAUGAUGACUGAAAGUAAACCAAUUGACUCAAUUGAGACCUAUCACAAUAAUAACGAGGAUGAGAAACUAAUCCCAAUUGCUCACGUUGAAAAGCAUCAACAUGGAGUUCCAAUUCUUGAAACAAGCCUCCUACCCGAGGAAAGGCUAUACUGGGAAGCUUAUGAUGCCACAACGUUUUUCAAUUACCCUAAUACCAAUCAGAAGGCUCUUCGAACGCAUGUCACAGCAAUGAUUUUGGCUGUGAUGUUUGUUUAUCCUUUAUUCCUAGUAUUCCGGAAUGCCAAGCGUACUAAAAUGGCACUUGUGUCCUUAUUAGUGUACAGUGCAGCCACCACCACUGCUGUCAUCAGUUUGUCGGUGUUCACAUCUUCAGCAGAUGAGAAUUUGUACCCUGGGAAUGCGUAUGUGCCAAUGACCGGAAUUUGGGCUAUUUUAGCAGUAGCCCAUUUUGUAUUCACUGUUUUAGCGCUCAAUUACCAAUAUGGCCCAACACAGAAGUAUGCUAUGCCUGUAAGAGAGUUUGAUCAGGAAAUUUCAGGUGGAGAAAUGGCACUGCCUUCAAUUACAUUGUACGAUUUGAGUAAUAGGGGUUCUUCUGAUGGCCAAGAAAAUGAUCUGAAUAUGAAAACGAGCAAUAACUCAAUGUUUGAUAAUCAUCAUGCUAGUCCGCAAUCAUUCGGACUUGGAUUGAGUAACGCUGAAGAUGAAGACAACGAUGAAGCUCAACAUCAUUUAUUGUAUUUGAAUAGAAGCGAAAAUAACUCCAAUUGGUUCAUCCUGGAUAAUAAGUGGGUGAAUUCCAUAGUUGAUAAAUUAGGUCAUUGGUGUGUACGUAUCGCUAGUAUUCUCACCUGGAUUCAAUUUACCUAUUUCCUCAUAUAUGUUCCAACUGGAGUGGCGGUGAUGGCUAGAUAUGGGUUUGGUACUACGGUUUUCAAUUUACUUGCUCAUUUUAUUAAAGGUGGAGUAUUCUUUCUCUAUGGUAUGGUAACUUUGGCCCGGUAUUGUGGUGCGUGGCUGAAUAAAGGAUGGAAUUGGAAACAUCGCUAUUUAAGUACACAUUCCAAUAAUAAAUCCACAUGGUGGAACCGGAUUCAGCCUGAGGGUAUGUUUACUAUGGAAUGGAUUGAGCUGUUUUUAAUAUUCUUCUAUGGAUGCACCAAUAUUUUCUUGGAGAAUCUAGCAUCUGCUGCUAGUGGAAGUGGAUACUCAGCAAAGGAUCUCCAACAUGCUUCCAUUGCUUUUAUUUACAUUGGUUGUGGUGCUUGUGGAUUAAUUAUAGAGUCUAAACUUAGCAAAUGGCGUUAUGAUCAUGCCAUUGAGGCCUUGAACUCAUCACGGUCUCUGAAUAUUAUUAAAGCUUCACCAGGAUUUAGUCCUAACCCAUUCCCUCUUAUGACAGUUUAUUUUACUGGAGCUAUUAUGUCAAAACAUAUGCAAUCAUCGCAAUUACUGACAGCAGUCCAUAUUCAAUGGGGACAACUUCUUACUGUUGCUUGUGCAUUCCGUUUAUUGCUGUACAUUCUCAAGUUUAUUAUAAAGUCAGAACCUCAAAGUAAGAGUAGUUCAGGAGCUCCAUUUACUGAAUUAAUGGCGCUGUUUUGUCUUCUUGGAGGCGGAUUGAUUUUCAUGGAAUCUACCGAACCAGCUAUUGAAUCAAUGGAAUUUCAUGGCUUAACAGAAAUGUUCACUUUCAAUGUUAGUGUUGGAUUAGUGGCCUUGUUUAUGGCUUGGGAAAUGUUCUUACUCAACUUGCGAGAUAAAUUGAAGAACUGA
Molecule: messenger RNA, 1842 nt
Organism: Lizanozyma spartinae
Lineage: Eukaryota; Fungi; Ascomycota; Pichiomycetes; Serinales; Debaryomycetaceae
Exons: 1
Coding region: 1-1842 (613 amino acids)
Source: RefSeq, a predicted model, not a curated record